CCCUGCCUGAAAUCCUAUCGCGAGGUUUCCAGGAGCGCUCACUCCUUCGCUGAGCGGCUGUCAGAAGUCGAGAGCAGCCCGAUGGCCAGAGUGGAGCUGGCGCCCCUGAGGCCAUGGCACGACUUCUUCCCCGGAUCGGAGCGCUUCGCCAAGCCGGACCUGCGAGAUCUGGCGAAAUGGAACAACAGAGUGGUCAGCAACCUGCUGUACUACCAGACGAACUACCUGGCCGUGGCAGUCGUGGUGUUUCUGGUUGUGGGGUUCAUGAACCCCCUUGGCAUGUUCACCGGCGCAGCAGUGGUGGUAUCGGUGUUCCUCGGCUCUGUGUGGGUGGGGGACAACAAAGCAGUGGUCAAGAGCUUUAAGAAGGAGAACCCUACUCUGUUCGUCUGUUUAGUGAUGCUAGCCAGCUACCUCCUCAUGUCGCUCUUCGGAGGAGUCAUGGUCUUGUUGAUGGGGAUCAAGCUCCCACUGCUCUUGAUAUUCGCUCACGCCUCCCUGCGUCUGCGCAACAUGAAGAACAAGCUGGAGAAUAAGAUGGAGAGUGCAGGACUGAAGAAAACACCCAUGGGGAUUCUACUGGAGGCUCUCGGCCAGCAGGAAGAGAGCCUAAGCAAGAUUCAGGAGUUCCUGGAGAACAAACUCAAGGAGUGACUCGUAGCUAUGGGUGACUGUGUGUCUUUUAUUUUGUUCUGAUCCCGGUAUGAAGGACGUAUCUCCGUUUUCAGCCUAUGCAAUGAAAAUCCAGCUGGAUCUUCCAAAGACGUGGGAAAAAAAAAAAUUACUGACAUUGAAAAGUUUACACAGUAUAUGACAGGAACAUUAUGAAAUGUUACAACGCUCAGUUUUUUCGGGCAGAUGCUGAGUGGUCCUGUUAGUACCUUAAACUAAAGAAACAUCUGUCGGAUUUUGGAGCCGAAUAUUCUCAGAAAUUCUGCUAACAUGCUAACUCAUAGUGAAGGCUGUUCCUCCUGUUUGCCCCAUGAGGAAAGUCUGAAAAAUGGUUUCUCAUAAGUUUAAUGUGACUCAUUAGUUCACUUUUCUUUCCCAGUAGGUUUUCAUAUCCUUUAUUUGGUGCUAGGUAGAGACCACUGAUGGCACUUUUCCAUGAUAAACACAUCCGCUUUGAGUUCUGACUUCUAGAAGAAAAUGUAAAACCUCUAAACGAAAAGUUACGCCUUGGCGUGACCCUGUAAUUGAGUCAUCCAGUGCAGUAAUCGCUGGGCUAACAUGAGUUGAAACAUGCUCUUCUGCUCACAGCUAUGAUUUGGCUGUUAUGUGAAAUUAUACAUAAAUGUCAAAACUUUGAAGUUGAUAAUGAAGCCAUGUUCUGUAAUCCUGUGCCAAAUGGUUGUACUUGAAGAGAAUUGAAAUAUUUGUUCAUGAAAUGAUAGUUUGCAAAUUAAAAAAAUCUGUGAAUUACUGAGAGAUUAAGAAUUCCACCAGUGAAACCAUCUCAAGUGCUGAGAUGUAAACAAUGAAUGCACUUACAUGCACAUAAUAAUGGUUGGUUGGUUAGUGUAGUGGGUAACACCUCUUCCUUCUACACUGUAGACUGGGGUUCAGUCCCUGCCUGGGUAAACACCCCACACUAUACCAAUGAGUCCUUGGGCAAGACUCCUAACACCGCCUUCGCCUUCCUGUGUAAACCGAUCAAAUUGUAAGUCGCUCUGGAUAAGAGCGUCAGCCAAAUGCUGUAAAUGUAAUCCGAUAACUGCAGAAAAUCAGAUAAUGGGAAACUUCAGGUCUACACGAAUCAGACACUAAUCAGAUUUCAACAAGCCAAUAAACUCACAGAAGAAGACGUAACGUAAAGCUCAAACUUCAGGCCAUGUUUACCUGAAAAUAUGAUCAUAUGUCGUCUAGAAGAUGAAGAAUAUUUAAAUAUUUAAAUUUGGUUUCGGCGCCGCUCCAAAAGUGUUUCGCUGCGUCUCGCGACAUCCACCGUCUGAGAGCGCAUGUGCAGACUGAGAAAUCUGAUAGAAGUCAGAGUAAGAGUUUACAUGCACUGAGAAAUCUGAUCACUGAGCUAAAAUCCAGCCUCUUUAUAGAGUUCUAGAUUGGAGUAUGGUGUUUACAUGACCAUUUGAAUAAUCUGAAAACUGCAGAAAUCUGAUUUUGAUCACAUUAUUUAGUGCAAGUAUAUGCACUCAAUGUAAUUAAGAGUGCUUUGAUGGGAAAUUGCUCACUGUAGAGAAUCUCAGAUAUCUUAACAGUGGUGGUGAUAGGAACCAGGGGUCACAGUAUCUACAAUAAAAUUAGAGCCUUUUUAUUUACCAUCCAAAACCACCAGAGGACCUACACAGGUCUUCUGAGUUUUUCUAUGCAAUGUCAUUAAUGGUAAAAUAGUGGCAAAUUUUCUCUUGUGGGACUAUUUUGCCUCUUGGUGUCCUGCACAUGCCUCUUCACCAGAAUGAGUUAUUAAAAAUACAGUGCAUUCGGAA
Messenger RNA from Pygocentrus nattereri (red-bellied piranha), 2444 nucleotides. RefSeq names its product ADP-ribosylation factor-like 6 interacting protein 5a (gene arl6ip5a). Bases 82 to 654 code for a protein of 190 amino acids. The transcript has 3 exons. Gene Ontology annotation, biological process: negative regulation of transport. Gene Ontology annotation, cellular component: membrane. Lineage: Eukaryota; Metazoa; Chordata; Actinopteri; Characiformes; Serrasalmidae. The record is from RefSeq and is a predicted model, not a curated record.